Messenger RNA from Coniophora puteana RWD-64-598 SS2, 234 nucleotides. RefSeq lists its product as uncharacterized. NCBI's taxonomy places the organism in Eukaryota, Fungi, Basidiomycota, Agaricomycetes, Boletales, Coniophoraceae. The transcript is spliced from 2 exons. The record is from RefSeq and is a predicted model, not a curated record. Bases 1 to 234 code for a protein of 77 amino acids.
AUGGGCAAUUCGGUACCUAACUUCAAUCCGAGCGAAGCGAUUUCUGACCCUUCUUGGAUCAGAAGACUUGAGCUGCGGACAAGGAAGGGUGCUCGUUACGAAAGCUUUCGUAGGUCGUGGCCCGUCGAGGCCGCCGGCUUCCAUCCUCUCGUUAUCCCACCACGGCUCUAUCACCUCCUCGGCUGUGCGGCAAGUUAUCCUUGUACCGGGGUCUGUCUUUACGAUUCAUGGUGA